This is a messenger RNA of Dujonia railenensis, 2697 nucleotides long. The record is from the annotation of a GenBank genome assembly. NCBI's taxonomy places the organism in Eukaryota, Fungi, Ascomycota, Pichiomycetes, Serinales, Debaryomycetaceae.
AUGGCGAAAAGCCCCAGAAAGCAUUCCAAUCAAAUUGGAGGGAAAAACUUUGCAAAUUUCUCUAAGAGAAGGUUUAGCAUAGCAGACUCGGAUGAUGAAGAGGGCGAUGACGAUGAAGACGAGGCUAACAAUGAUUCCGAUAGCUCAUUGACAGCAGUAUCGGAAGCAGAAGGGACUAUGGAAAUUGUAAGAAGUAAGCUAAAUAGUAGUGGUCGCAAGAAGCUUCCCAAAAAGACCAUGGACUGGUACCGGAGAGCCAAUGAAAAUGCCAUAAACGAUGAUAGUGCAAGCAAUAGUGAAAAUGACGACGAUGAUGAAGAUGAGCUUGGAAUAGAAGAAUUAUAUUCGAUGGUAGGUAGGGCAGGCUCGGGUCGUGGUGGUUCUGCUGAUAAUGGAGACAACAGUAAUUCAGAUUCGGAUUCGAAUUCUGAUUCCGAUUCGGACUCUGAUGAUUAUUCGAGUUCUGAUGAUUCGGAUGUAGACUUUGUGAAGUUGCAAGCCGAAAGGAAAGCUCGGUCGAUGAAAGCAGUAAAGGCUCUCAAAGGUUUGAGAAAAGACAAGGCCAACGGCAGUAGGAGGAAGAGUAGCGUGCACCACAAGAUCGGAAGGCGGAAGUCUGAAGUUGCAUUACCUGGUGAUAUUAAUUUCAAGUUUGAGUUUGAUGAUUUGCAGGGAAAUGCUAUUGAUGAUGAAGAGGAUGAUAUCGAUGGUAAGGCAUUAAUUUCAGAAGAAGUAACUCUUAACGGAGAUUUCACGGCUGCUGUAUCGGAUAAUGUAGAUCAUCACAUAGACGUAGGAAACGAAGACAUUGGGGAAGAAAUUCAGAUUCAGAAUCUCGAAGGUCUCCCCACCAAUGAAGAUGCAUUUAACUUCGAUCUUCCAGUGCCGAAAUUCAAGGAAGAGGAAUUGAAUUCCGAUGAAGACUAUGAAAUAGACGACAAUGAACUAUUGGCUACUCUUCAGGCUGACAAUGAUGACUUUGGUAUUGGUAUGAAUGUAGGCAAUGGUGUUGCUAAUGCUGACACGUCUUCUGUAUCUAACAGAAAUAACUCAAUAGCAUCGGUUGAUGAAGAAGAAGACCCAUUUCUUAAGGAAGAAGAGAAGUUUUUGGUCAAUGAAUUUGAGAAUAACGGAUUCGAUGAUGAGGAUCGAAAUAUGUUGAUGGAUACCUUCAAUCUGAUUCAUAACCAGCCCAGAGAAGAUGUCAUGCAAUAUGAAAGCAGUGAUAGCGACGGAGAUGUAAAUGGCGAUGACAAUGACAACUAUGAUGGUUAUGAUGAUGAGGAUGAUGAAGAUGAAUUGAUCGACUUUAGUGUAGAUCAAGGUAGUGAUAGUGGGGGCAAUGGAGAUGAAUUUGGUGAUGCUGUUGAGGAACCAUUAGUCAGAAAGAAAAAAUCAAAAUCUUCAAAGUCUAAAAAAUCUUCGAAAUCUAAAUCCAAGUCAAAUGGUAUACGGAUAUCUAACUCUGAUGAAGAAGAUGAUCUGUACUUGUGGAAUUACUUUUUUAGCUCAGACAACGAUUCUGGACAAGAAAACAAUAGUAUGAAUGCUGGAGGCGAUGAUGAUGAUUUCGAUGACUCUGAAGAGCAGGUCAUAGUUGAAGAACUAUUCAAGCAAAUGGAAAAGGACGAUAAAAAACGUAGAAUCAGAGAGGCUGCUGCUUUGGCAGCUGCUACAGCAGCUACUUCCACUGGUAGAUUCGGUGGUGCUGUUCUCAGUCCUGAAAAUAACCAUGACUCGGAUCUUGAGUAUGACACUGGUGAGUCCACUGAUGUAGAUUUAAGCGUACCCACUUACCUGAACAAGAUUAAGUCUGGUAGUAUUAAAGCCAAGGAAGUUUUAUCGUCGAGGACUGCUGAUUACCGUCCGCCAAUUUUGGGGACAUGGGUUGCAGUUGAGAGUAAACCAUUUGGAAUUAUCGAUGGUUUGAGCACUAGAAGUUUACAGCAUGGAAGACCUGAGGAAAGAGCUUCGAUUCCUAGAGCUGUUGUCUCGUCUUCCAAUUCAUCUUCCUCGUCAUUAGUAGGAGGUUCCUCAAAUGGUGUCGCUGGAGAAAAUGCUUCCACGAGAAAGCAAAAUUCUUCUGGUCAACAAGGAGGUGGUAUUCCAAAUCUGUCUGGUGGAUUCUCCAAUAUCAAUGCUACUGGUAACAUUGAUGGUGGGGGGUCCUCAGCAGGUGGAUUUCCACUUGACUUGGAGGACAAUUCAGACAACCUGGCGCUCGGGCUUGACGAACUCCUUAAUGUCUCCGAGCUCGAUGAUGAUGAUGAGAAUGAUGUAAAAAUCUGGCAAGAUUUUAAUUCUCAAAAGAAGCUGGUGCCGCUUGGUGCCUUCAGAAACAAAUCCCUCUUGCACAAUCAGAGCGUUCUCCUUCAUCAUCAUAUUCCGCACCAGAAUAGUUCAUAUAAGUCAAACAACGAAAUACCUAAAAGGAGUCGUCGAAAUUCCAGCACUAGCAACAACACCAAUGACAUGAUUAGAAAGCCUUCUGUUUCUAGGCGUCGGUCCUCCGCAUCAGCUACAUCCAACUCUCAUGUACCAUCUAAGCAGAAGAGGAGAAGAGCAUCUAUUAUCGAAGCAGUUUCUGAAGGAUUUAGACCAACAAGAUCGGGUCUUUUCAGUGAAAAUGCUCUAGCAAACGUUGAAGAAGUUUUAGGAGAUGAUCACGAUCUUAUGGCAUUAAUAAAGGGUUUAUAG